GUCUACGAAUCUGCUCGAGUCUUUUUUUCACCGUAUUUUGACGUUAAUCAUGCGCUCAAUAUACUAUCUCUCGAUUUUGCCUGUCUUCUCUGCAUUCACGGCUGCCAAAUGCGACGAUAGUAAAGCGACAAAGAAAGCGUUUGACCCAAAGUCGCUUUCACUCAGAGAAGUCGGAGCCCGAAAUACAGUGGACUGGCGCGUUUGGCUUGAGCAGGACGGCAACCCGAUUUCCUUCUGGCACGACGUUCCUCUCUAUCCUGACGAGAAGAAUAACAACAUCGUCAGUUUCUACGUGGAGAUCCCGCGAUGGACAGAUGCCAAGAUUGAGACAAAGCGCAACAAGCCUUUGAACCCCAUCUAUCACGAUGACAAAGAUGAUGUUCCUCGAUAUGUAGCCAGUAUUUGGCCACAUAGAUCCUACCCUUUCCUUUACGGCUCACUUCCUCAGACCUGGGAGAACUCUAACAUCAAGCACAAUUUUACUGGGUUCCCUGGCGAUAAUGAUCCGAUGGAUGUGGUGGAUAUAAGCGCAAUUGAUCCCGGAUAUGUCGGCCAAAUCAGAACGGUCAAGAUCCUGGGUGGGAUAGCCAUGAUUGAUGACGAAACUACGGACUGGAAAAUAAUUGGCAUCAACGUUAAUGAUCCUCUGUCACAAGUGGUUGAUACCAUCGACGAUCUCGAAAAAUAUCGACCUGGCCUCAAGCAAACCUUUUAUGACUGGUUCGUCUACUACAAACUUUUUCGCAGUGGCACCCUCAACACCAUAUUCGGAAACAAAUACCAAGAUUCUAACACGGCACGCGACAUUGUUGGCGAGAGCCACGGUUUCUGGAAAGACCUCAUCAGCGGCAAAGAAGACCCCGGGAAGAUAAGCAUUUCGCAGACUUCGCAGCCAAGCAUUUGCAGCAGCUAUAUCUCGAGCAAAGAUGCAACCGACGAGUUUGACCUACCGAAGAAAUCCAAGAUUGAACCCGCCGCGAUGAGGCCUGCAAAGUAUGAUAAGUGGUAUUAUAUAGAUGAGAAUUUUCGGAUCCUGCCGGAGCAGCUUAUUGAUGUAGACUGAGGGCAAAUUAACCAAGAUAGAAAGAGUAAGUCAAGUUGUUACGCGAAGAGAUUUAACAUUAUAAAAAUGUUAGGGGCCUACUAUGUACAAUUUUUUGCCCUAGUCUAUUAUUCUACUCAUGAUGAUCUAAAUGCUAUUCAUGCGUGCUAUAUUACCAUAGAUCUUAUAAGUCAAAUACUAUUUCAGAUGCUAAUUAUUCGUCAAA
Trichoderma atroviride IMI 206040 is the source of this 1268-nucleotide messenger RNA. RefSeq lists its product as uncharacterized. Gene Ontology annotation, cellular component: nucleus; cytoplasm. Gene Ontology annotation, molecular function: inorganic diphosphate phosphatase activity; magnesium ion binding. NCBI's taxonomy places the organism in Eukaryota, Fungi, Ascomycota, Sordariomycetes, Hypocreales, Hypocreaceae. Gene Ontology annotation, biological process: phosphate-containing compound metabolic process. The record is from RefSeq and is a predicted model, not a curated record.